AUGACCCGCCUGACGAGCAAAGUCCAACUGUUUGCGGUUCUGCUAUUCCUGAGCAGGAGCUGCACGGCUCUCUCCAACAACGCCACCGAGUCGCUCAGCCAACAGCCGAGCCACGUACCUCCGGAAGACGAGCCACCUACGGAAGACGCAAACCGAGCGCGGAAUGGUGGCAGACGGCGGCAGUCGGACCCGAUGGAUAACGGACCGCCUGAGCAGAGCCAGGUGGGCUGCAGAGAGUUGCGCUCUACCAAGUACAUUUCAGAUGGCCAGUGCACCAGCGACAACCCCAUCAAAGAGCUGGUGUGCGCCGGAGAAUGUCUGCCGGCUCCCCUGCUCCCCAACUGGCUGGGCGCGGCUUACGCCGGAAGGUACUGGAGCCGUAGAGAGGCCCGGGAGUGGCGCUGCGUCAUGGAGCGAAGCCGGACCCAGCGCAUCUGGCUUCGGUGCCAGGACGGCAGCAGCAGGACCUACAAGAUCACCGUGGUCACCUCCUGCAAGUGCAAGCGCUACAGCAGACAGCACAACGACUCGCGGCGCAAGGACGCAAAGAGAAGAGGAGACACAGGAGAGAGGGAUGAGCGCUAA
Molecule: messenger RNA, 585 nt
Organism: Syngnathus typhle (broad-nosed pipefish)
Lineage: Eukaryota; Metazoa; Chordata; Actinopteri; Syngnathiformes; Syngnathidae
Product: sclerostin domain-containing protein 1-like
Exons: 2
Coding region: 1-585 (194 amino acids)
Biological process (GO): negative regulation of BMP signaling pathway; negative regulation of Wnt signaling pathway
Molecular function (GO): BMP binding
Source: RefSeq, a predicted model, not a curated record